AUGGAUAAGUUUGGGACAUUUUACGCAAACACAGCCGAAGGCAUACUGUCACCAAGUCUCGCCGAUAAUAAUAAUAAUAUGCUACAAAACGUAAUCCCAUCCAUCGAUAACAAACAUCUUACCUCGACAUCGGACCAAGCAUACGCUCCAUUAGACCAAUGUGAGCAAACCAGUGUAAAUACAAUGAAUCCAUCCAUGACGAACGGAAUAGUGUUCGGACCUGGCUACAAUUUCAUCACAAAUAAUGUAAAUACUUUUCAGACCGAACAGCAGCUAGAUGUGAUGCAAGAAAUACGACAGCUCAAAACAGAAAUGCUCGCGAUGAAGAGAGAGAACGAUCAGUUGCGUCAAUCGUUUCAACAAUUUCAAACAACCAACUAUAAUCCUGGCCAUCUACAAUCGUUACUGACCCCUCAUCCCGCCGUUCGGCGUUUGACACCAUCAUAUAGUUUUUCACCAUUCUUUAAUCCAUGCCUUGUAUCCGAACCACUAUCACCGUAUGUGCUGGGUCCACUGUUUUUUCCGCAACCGGAUACCCUGAGACCCGACUGGCAAUGUAUGGGAUGUGAUAGCAAGACCAGAAACAAUCUUCACAUUCACGAGCCUAUAUUAAAGCUGUAUUGCUCCAUGCCAUGCUAUAAUACCAACAAGAGCAAACUGCAGACUCGAAUAAUUACAAUCGACAAUGACAGCGCAGAAGUCGCGUCAAUUAAAAAGACCUUUUGUUCGUCGGUAAAAGGGGCCGAAAUAUGUCUGUUUGCUCGAUUGGAAAUGCCAAAGACUAUUGUCGAUAAACACAAUGAAUAUAAAAAACGUUUUGCUGAGCAAAACCAAACCACUGAAGAAAAUGUCACGCAGAGAAUGUUUCACGGAACAAAAAUCAAGUGUACUAAUAAAUUGAGCAAUCCUGAAGUCUGCAGUAAAAUCGGGUCUGGAGAUCUUUGUAAGGAACUUUGUGGGUUAUGUGGUAUUAUCCAGUAUGGAGUUAGAACGGAGUUUUCCCGCUUUGGAAACACACUGUGGUUUGCAGGUAGUCCAAUGAUUUCCCAUAGUUACUGUGGAAUAUCCAAUCCAAGGGCAAUGUUUGUUGUAGAUGUUGUUGCAACCACUCAUUCCAAGAUUUUGACCGUUAAUCGAAAUGAGGCCACGCUUCCUCGUUACCUAAUUUUAUUCCAAGCCAGUAGAAAACGUACCGCGUCCCAAAGUACCUCGAGCGGCGUGCGUAUCAAACGAUGUAAAACUGUCUCAAAAGAGCAGCAGCUUAAUUUCCGAUAG
Paraglomus occultum is the source of this 1275-nucleotide messenger RNA. The record is from the annotation of a GenBank genome assembly. Lineage: Eukaryota; Fungi; Glomeromycota; Glomeromycetes; Paraglomerales; Paraglomeraceae.